AUGACGACAUUGCCAAACAUAUCCACACCGGCGAAGGUGACCUUCGGCGCAGAGCUGGAGUUCCUGAUCCCUACACUCGAUCGUGGCGUAGACGAUCCGCACGCGCACGUCAAGGAGCUCACCCCAGUCUUGAGAAUCCCGAACAGGGCGUAUAAAGGUAAGGGCAUGGUCAGCAACAAAGUGAAUGAUCGGGAAGAGUAUGUCCUUGAGCGCGUUAGGAAACUGAUAUCAAAGAACCUCAACAUCACGGUAGGCAACGACGCCUCGAGUCUGAUGCCGGAUGCCGACUUCACUGCUAAAGUCAUUGCAGGAUACCACCAUUGGGCUGUCGACACUGACGGCUCUGUUAAUGAGCCGAAUAUGGAGAAGAACAACUGGGUUGCUGUCGAGGUGCAGAGCCCCGUGGCUUUCGCUUCACCGGAAGCGUUUGACGCCGUCAACCAUGUCGCGUCCCUGAUAUCAGGCGCGUUCCGAUGCAGGGUGAAUGCUUCCUGUGACGUACACGUGCAUGUUGGACAGCGAGAGGAGAGGUUUCCCUUGGAGCUCAUUCGCAGGAUCGGUGCGCUUUCGUUUGCAGCCGAACCGUUAUUGUUCACCCUCCAGAAUCCGUCCCGCAGGGCCAACGUUUACUGCCAAUCCCUGCGUGAGCGUGGUUAUAUCGCGCGAGGUAGGGUCGUGAAGUGCCCGCAUGAUCCGGGUAGGCGAGUCCCGGAGCCAGAUACCACCUGCCUUCAUUACAUCGGUAGAGAGAGAAGGCACGGGGAAGAUAAAAUUUCGACACGGGAGAAGAACAUGGAGGACACGACCAUUGCAGCUUUCGGAGCCACACGUCAGGCAGGGCACUUCGAACCGUUCCAAAACCCUCCCUACCCUGCAUCAGCGGAAUUGGGGCCGACAGUAGAAGCCGAGGUCAGUGACGACGCAACCCUUCGGAUCGAGGAGAACUUCCAACCAUACACAGCAGCUGGGAACAAGCCCACUCGAACCAGGACAAUUCCUCGGAUUCAGAUGCCAACGUAUACCAAGGAGCAGCUCAAAGAUUUUGACGCAGAGAUCGUGGAGUACAGCGUCACGGGCCUGUCGUUCGAAGUCGAUCGGGGUAGUUCCGGGUUCGGUGGCGGUACAAUGGCAGAGCAUGAAUUGGGGGUGUUCGAAGGCACACGUCGGAUAUUCAAUAGCCCCUCGUCGUGUGCCAUUGCGCGUUUGCUUCACCCAGGAGGGCGGCCCAGUAUCAGCUUUUCCGCCUACACUUGCGGUAAGCUAACGGGGGGCCCUGAGGCUGGGAAACGAACCAUUGAAUUCCGACUCGCUGAAGGCACCCUCGACGGUGAGUGGAUUGCGACGUGGUCCAAGAUAUGUGUCGGCUUCGUGCGCUUCGCUAUGCAUGCUUCCGUGGAUGAGUAUGUCGAGGCGCUGAACAACUGUGACCUAGCGUCCAAGCAGCCGGGUAAGUACGACGUGAUCGACUUCAUCGACGACAUUGGCCUGCCUGCUGAAGCCGAAGUUGCGGAAAAGCGUAUCAAAAAUCAUCUGAAAGCUUGGGGGCUCAAAUAUGCGGUUUGA
Messenger RNA from Anthostomella pinea, 1563 nucleotides. The record is from the annotation of a GenBank genome assembly. NCBI's taxonomy places the organism in Eukaryota, Fungi, Ascomycota, Sordariomycetes, Xylariales, Xylariaceae.